Lasiodiplodia theobromae is the source of this 1836-nucleotide messenger RNA. Its product is annotated as Phosphate transporter. Gene Ontology annotation, molecular function: transmembrane transporter activity. Gene Ontology annotation, biological process: transmembrane transport. Bases 1 to 1836 code for a protein of 611 amino acids. The transcript is spliced from 3 exons. The record is from RefSeq and is a predicted model, not a curated record. NCBI's taxonomy places the organism in Eukaryota, Fungi, Ascomycota, Dothideomycetes, Botryosphaeriales, Botryosphaeriaceae. Gene Ontology annotation, cellular component: membrane.
AUGAACUCGAUCCACCACAUCCCCGAUGCGUCUGCCUUUACCAGGACCCAGCAGCUGCACAUCAUCAGGCGCACGAUUGACGGCAACUCCUUCAAUUGGCUCGUGUGGGCCGUUGCCGCCUCGGGUUUCGUCACAGACUCCUACAAUCUGUUUACCUUCAAUGUCAUCAUCAACGCCCUGUACUUUGUCUACUGGCCUGGCGAAGAUGACACGCAGAAGGAGUUCCUGAUCAACAUGACCACUCUCGUCGGCUCCAUUGUUGGCCAGAUUGUCUUCGGCGUCUUUGCCGACAAGUUCGGGCGGACCCGGCUGUACGGCGUCGAGCUGGUUAUUGUCAUCUUCUCCACUUUAGGCGUCGCCUCCUCCUCCAGGGGCGAGGGCUCCAUGGACAUCCUUGCCUGGCUCCUCGCCUGGCGCUUCAUGAUGGGGAUAGGCAUUGGAGCCGAAUACCCUCUUAGUGCUGUCAUCACUGCCGAAUGGUCUCCCACCCAUGCGCGCGCGCGUAUGAUGGGCGCCGUGUUCCUGAUGCAGCCCCUGGGUCAGCUCCUUGCAAACCUUGUCGGCAUUGGUGUCGUCAUGGGCUACAAUCGCAACCAUCAGCUCGACAAGUGCUCGGACCCAAGCAUUGCCGAUUGCGCCCAGCAGGCUGACAGAAUAUGGCGAUGGGUCACGGGCGUCGGCGCCAUCCCAGCCCUUCUCGCCAUUGUCUUCCGCUUCUUGAUCAAGGACCCCGGCCUCUACGAACUGGAAGUUCGCAAUGACGGUGACAGCGCAUUCAAGAAUACCGACCAGGUGUACGGCGGCGGCAUCCCAGAACCCGACUCUCACGCUCCGCUCAGGCACACGAGGGGCAGCAAUUACAUGAUGGACAUGGGCGAGCCGCCCCUCCCCGUCCAGUUCUCGCGCUCCGAUCUCUACGAUUACUUCAUCGUCCAGGGAAACAUCUGGUACCUCGUCGGCACCUCAACCACGUGGUGGCUUGUCGACUUUGCCUUCUACGGUCUCGGUAUGGGAAACCCGCGUACGCUGGCCAAACUCUGGCUCAAAGGCUCUGAGCGCGACGCCCGUGUUGCCGCACUGGGCGGAUCGGUCCCGACAUGGAACGUGCUGGCACCAAGCCACCUGUACGCGCGCAAUGACGGCAACAACAUCUACGCCACCCUCGUCGAGGGCGCAAAGCGCAACAUGAUCACCGUUAGCAUUGGCUCGAUCCUCGGCUCCACCGUCUUCGUCAUGGCGGGCGACUACCUGCCGCGGCGGCAUGCCAUGACCUUCUCAUUUGUGGUGCUCGGCGCCCUCUUCCUCGUCACCGGCGGCGUCAUCUUCGCCACCAACGACACAGGCUUCCACGCCGUCUCCAUCGUCCUCGUCGGCCUCAUCUACUUCCUGUUCAACCUCGGCGCCAACACCCUCACGUUCAUCAUCCCGGCCGAAAUCUUCCCCACUCGCUACCGUUGCGUCUGCCACGGUAUAUCGGCCGCCUGCGGCAAGCUCGGCUCCGUCCUCGUGCAGUGGAUCCUGCGUCAGGCUACCUUCGAAGGGGUCAAAGCCGAUGAUGUGACCGAGGAGAAUCUUGGUUAUGUCUUCGUCGUCUUUGGCUGCGUCAUGCUGACUGGGACGCUGUUCUCGUGGGCCUGGAUUCCCGAGGUGCAGAAGAAGAGGGAUGGGCGGAACGGCCUCCGGCUGCCUAGCAAGACGCUCGAAGAGCUGGGUAAGGGCAUGGAGGCGGCAAGGGCAGAGAAGACGGCGGUUGAAGCCGGAUCCAGCGUGGUGGACUCGGAGGGGAUGGAGGGGGUCACGAGGAGGGGAAGGAGGACGUGGGUCCGGAGGGUUUGA